GUACGACUUCGUCAUUCCGGAACACACGCAUCCAGAAAUCGCACGGCAAUCUUAAAUUCUUACCAGGAAUAUCCUGUCCAAUUGAGUAGUUCCAGCAUCCAGAUCGUUACACGCGCCGAUCCUUCAAAAUGCCUUUGGUGGCACAGAAUCCCACGCCAAGGGUGAUCCUGGGUCUGAUGACUUUUGGCCCCGACGAGUCGAAGGGAGCCCGCAUCACGUCUCUGGACGACUACAACAAAUGUUUGGAUUACUUCCAACAGCAGGGGUUCAACGAGGUCGACACCGCCCGGAUCUACGUGGGGGGAGAGCAGGAAGCCUUUACCACCCAGGCGAAAUGGAAGGAGCGUGGUCUGACGUUGGCAACGAAGUGGUAUCCCAAAAAACAUGGGGAUCACAAACCUAACGUUCUCCGGGAGAACCUAGAGCUCUCUCUGAAAGAGCUGGGCACCAACCAGGUCGAUAUCUUCUACCUGCAUGCUCCGGAUCGCUCUGUUCCUUUUGCAGAGACUUUGGAGGCUGUCAAUGAGCUGCAUAAAGAGGGGAAGUUUGUAGAACUGGGCCUUAGUAACUACACGGCAUUUGAGGUUGCGGAGAUAGCCACUCUUUGCAGCGAGAGAGGGUGGGUGCGCCCGACCAUAUACCAGGCCAUGUACAAUGCCAUCACGCGGUCCAUCGAGACUGAGCUGGUCCAUGCCUGCAAGCGGUAUGGCAUCAACAUCGUGAUCUAUAACCCCCUCGCGGGUGGAAUUUUCUCCGGCAAAUACAAGUCCAAGGAUAUCCCCGCGGAGGGUCGAUACAGUGCCCAAUCUGUCAUUGGUGAAUUGUACCGCAAUCGUUAUUUCCAUGAUGCGACGUUCGACGCCCUGCGUGUUGUCGAACCUGUUGUCGAGAAGCACGGGUUGACAUUGCCGGAGACUGCGUUCCGCUGGCUUCACCAUCAUUCUGCUCUCAACAUGAAAGACGAUGGCCGGGAUGGAAUUGUGAUCGGUGUGAGUAACUUUGCGCAAUUAGAAGCCAACUUGAGAGAUGUUCAGAAAGGCCCGCUCCCAGAAGAGGUGGUCGAGGCUUUGGACAAGGCCUGGUUGAUCACAAAAGCCACCACUCCCAACUAUUGGCAUCUUGACCUGAAUUACACUUACGACACCAAGGCCUUGUUCGGGUCCAAGUCAAGCGCUUAGGUGUUGCACAAUCUUGACAAGUAAAUAGGUAAAUAUAUGAUCCAAAACGAUGAACAUAUAUACUUCGGUUGUUGGAAUUGAGACUUGCAGUGUCCCAAUCGGCAUCGUAGUGUCAUUACUACCUAGGUAGUAUGCAUACUGGGAGUUAAAUACAAGUCAUCCUGGAAACAGAAAAACCAUCGGAAGUAUCAUAGGCAGCUG
Molecule: messenger RNA, 1379 nt
Organism: Aspergillus steynii IBT 23096
Lineage: Eukaryota; Fungi; Ascomycota; Eurotiomycetes; Eurotiales; Aspergillaceae
Product: aldo/keto reductase family protein
Exons: 3
Coding region: 129-1178 (349 amino acids)
Molecular function (GO): oxidoreductase activity
Source: RefSeq, a predicted model, not a curated record